Messenger RNA from Oryza sativa Japonica Group (Japanese rice), 2290 nucleotides. Its product is annotated as conserved oligomeric Golgi complex subunit 8. Gene Ontology annotation, cellular component: COG complex. Gene Ontology annotation, biological process: intra-Golgi vesicle-mediated transport. The record is from RefSeq and is a predicted model, not a curated record. Lineage: Eukaryota; Viridiplantae; Streptophyta; Magnoliopsida; Poales; Poaceae.
UCUCCCUCCUACUCCUCCUCCUCCACUACUCUCUCUCUCCAGAUCUCGCCCCACCGCCAUGGACGUCCUCGACGCCGGCCACCGCGCCACGCCGGAGCCCUCCUCCUCCUCCUCCUCCGCCGCCGCCGCCGACAUGUCCGGCGCCUCCGUCCUCCCGCUCGCCGGCGCCGCCUACCAGCCCUACGUCUCCGAGCUCCUCUCCUUCUCCAUCGAGCGCCUCCACAAGGAGCCGGAGCUGCUGCGGGUGGACGCGGAGCGGGUGCGGCGGCAGAUGCAGGAGGUGGCGGUGGAGAACUACGGGGCCUUCAUCGCCGCAUCCGAGGCGCUCUCCUUCGUCCGCGCGCAGCUCGAGGGGUUCGACAGGCACCUCGAGGCACUGAUAGAGGAGAUACCGAAUUUAACAUCUGGCUGCACCGAGUUUGUUGAGUCAGCACAGCAAAUUUUAGAAGAGAGGAAGCUCAAUCAGACAUUACUAGCCAAUCACAGCACACUGCUUGAUCUGCUUGAAAUCCCACAACUGAUGGACACAUGUAUACGAAAUGGGAACUAUGAUGAGGCACUUGACCUGGAAGCCUUUGUUAGUAAAAUAUCAAAGUUGCACCCUGAUUUACCUGUUAUCCAAGGCUUAGCUGUUGAAGUCAAGAAGACAAUACAGUCAUUAAUUUCUCAGCUUCUCCAGAAGCUUCGAUCAAAUAUUCAGUUGCCUGAAUGCCUCCGUAUUGUUGCACAUUUGCGCCGCAUUGGAGUGUUCAGUGAAUCAGAAUUGCGUUUACAGUUCUUGAGAUGCAGGGAAGCUUGGCUUUCUGGGAUUCUUGAUGACCUGGACCAAAGGAAUGUAUAUGGGUAUCUAACAGGCAUGGUGGGUUACCACAGAACACAUCUAUUUGAUGUUGUCAAUCAAUAUCGAGCAAUAUUCAACAAUGAUAAGUCCGGAAGUGAUGAGAACUACGAUGGUGGAUUGCUUUUCAGCUGGGCAAUGCACCAAAUAAGUAAUCAUCUUACCACUCUUCAAGUUAUGUUGCCAAAUAUAACGGAAGGUGGCUCUCUCUCCAACAUUCGUGAACAGUGCAUGUAUUGUGCAAUGGGCCUUGGCUUGGUUGGACUGGAUUUCCGUGGCUUACUUCCACCAAUUUUUGAAAAAGCUGUGUUAAAUUUGUUUUCAAAGAACAUGGGUACAGCAGUCGAGAAUUUUCAGGUUGUUCUGGAUUCACAUCGUUGGGUUCCAAUGCCAUCUGUUGGCUUUGUAGCGAAUGGAGUUGUGGAUGAGACUUCUGAUGAUGUGACGCCGCCUUCUGUUUUAAUGGAGCAUCCACCUCUUGCAGUCUUUGUCAAUGGUGUUUCAGCGGCAAUGAAUGAGCUAAGACCGUGCGCACCAUUGAGCUUGAAAAAUGUACUUGCCGAGGAGGUGGUGAAGGGAUUACAAGCCGUUUCUGACUCCCUAGUCAGAUACAAUGCCAUGCGGAUGCUGCGUGGAAAUGAGUCCUCUCUUUUCCUUUCACUUUGCCAGGCAUUUAUUGAGGUCGCAUAUCCUUACUGCUCUGCAUGUUUUGGCCGAUGCUACCCCAAUGGAGCAAUAUUGAUCACAGAGCGACGAAGCACAUUCGACGCAGUCAGCCAGCUGCUGACUGUACCUGCAAGGUCCAACAGCUCAGGGAUCAGCAUCGAACGGAGGCAAUCAGGCAGCAUUGAGAGAAAACAGUCUGGAGCCAUUGAACGUAAGCAAUCGGAAGGCAUCGAAAGAAAGCAGUCGAUCGACGAGAGCGCGGGGACAACAGCCACCGACAAUGGGACCCCAGCUAACGGACCACCUCCAGUGGCGAACGAUGAUUCUGGGACCUCCUCAGCACCAGCUCAGCCUGAUGGGCAAACCACUGCAGCAGCAAGUACGUAGCUUUGACUUUGUUAAUGCCUUUGAUGGAACCUGUCGAAGUUUUUUGGUCAUGGCCUUGGGUUAUCGUCAGCCAACAAGUGUCUCUACUGCAAGAUUAUGCCUGACGAGAGUUCAGUUUCGGUUUUCUCAUGGUCUUACAAUGUAUACAAGCAUCUCAUACCAAGAUCUCGGAUCUUAAUUUGUACAAUACAGCCAUUAAUUUUUUUAGCUGGUCAUCAUUAGUCCAUACCUAGAUGUUGUAGAGUGAAAGAUUGUUUCAGGGUGACAAUAAGCCGAUAAUGUGAAGUGAGCGUGCUACGUUGUUAACUGCAGAGUACUGCGCCUCUAUGUUUUCUUCUUUUCCAUUAAAUUACUGUUCAUUAUUUCUCGUAUUUAUGUUUCUGUUCUUUUAGUUUGUUU